Messenger RNA from Prunus mume (Japanese apricot), 4305 nucleotides. It is a transcript of the gene ML1, whose product is annotated as MEI2-like protein 1. The record is from RefSeq and is a predicted model, not a curated record. Gene Ontology annotation, molecular function: RNA binding. NCBI's taxonomy places the organism in Eukaryota, Viridiplantae, Streptophyta, Magnoliopsida, Rosales, Rosaceae.
GAAAGGACUGUGACGGGUUUUUUUUUGUCCUUCUCCAGUCUAAGCCAACCCCACUCUGGCACUCCACCGAAUUUAAAGGCCCUCGUGUGUGUAGGAUUUUUGCUUCUCUUCCUCCUCUUCCCUGUUUUAUUGAGUUUUGAGUUGUUCAAGUUUGUGUUUCCAUUUUCGUUCACAAAAUUUUAUCCACAACACACAAAGAAACCCGCGCCCCAUUUCCUUUUCUCCUUUUGUCCUUGUCUUCUUCUUCUUCCUCUUUUUUCCUUUUAUUUUCUUUUUUAUUUCAAACCUACAAAAGCCAGCCAACCAACUAAACAUCUCUCUCUCUCUCUCUCUGACGCUCUCAGAUUAAACAAAUCACAAAAACAGCUUCCUCUAUAUAUUCUCUUUCUCUACAGUACUGACGCACCGGCAGGACCCCUCUCCCUCGCCGGAAUUCCCCUCCUUUUUCUCAUUUUCCGGCUCCAAGCUCUGUUUUUUUUUUUUUUUAUAAAAAAAAAAACCAGCUCUUUCGUUAUUUUUUGAAGAAAAAAGGUUAGGUAGAAGCAACCCAGAAAAAACAAAGAAGAGAAUUUUGGAUUUUUGUUUUGAUAUUCUCUCUCUAGUUUUGUGGCGAGUGAUAACUUGCAAUGCUGCAAAAGGAGAAGGCGGUUCAGAUGCAGAUAUGCUGAGAUCCAUUGCUGUGUCAUAAGUUUCAAUUUAUUUUUUUGAUCUUUCUCUGAGUCUUCUGAAUUAUUGAGCUGAAUUUUGGACGUGGUGGUCAAUUAUGCUGAUGAGCCUUCUCUUGUACUAGGCAAGGAGCCAUGUAACAUAGACAGAUUCAGCAAGUGAGAAAAUUUGAGCUCUUACAUUUUUUGUUUUUGUUUGGUAAUCUUUUUCUGGUUUCUGAGUGCUGCACGAUGCCAUUUGAAAUAAUGGAUCAAAGGGGUGUAUCUGUCUCUUCCCACUUCUUUGAUGAAAUUCCUUUUCCUUCUGAGAGACAAGUUGGAUUUCAGAAGCUGAAAACCAUGCCUGAUUACCAAGUGGGAGUGGAUGGAACGGUAGCCACACCUGGCAGCAUGUUCAGUCAUUCUUUACCCUCAAGAAAGCUUUUACCAAUUGGGGCACAAUCAGCAGAUUACUUGGAUAUGCCACAAUCCAAGCUGGCUGGGGAACAAACAGAAAGGCUAAGCAUUGGUGGAGUUGCCAACAUCUCCAAGGCCUCGUGGAAACCUAUGGAUCACCAACCAAAAUUGUGGUCAGACUUGUCCACAAAGCCAACACCUUAUAGCUCGGCUGGCAGCAAAACUGUUCUUCAUGGCGCCGAGCAUGAAAGUAGUCUGUUCUCAAGUUCUUUGUCUGAAAUUUUUAGUAAAAAGUUGAGAUUACUAAAGAAUGAUUUAAUACCUCAUCAAGCUGCUAAUAAUGUUGCUUCCCAACAUGAGGAAGAACCCUUUGAAUCUCUUGAAGAAAUUGAGGCACAAACAAUUGGGAAUCUCCUUCCUGAUGAAAAUGACUUGUUUUCCGGCGUGAUAGAUGGGCUGGGUUAUAAUACUCAUGCUAUUAUUGGUGAUGGAUUUGAAGAUUUUGAUCUCUUUAGCAGUGGUGGUGGCAUGGAACUAGAAGGAGAAAUCUGCGCAGGACUCUGUGAUUCUGAUUUUAGUGGGGGAGUUUCCAAUGGUCUAGGGGGUUGUAAUGGCUCAAUUGUGGGUGAACACCCUAAUGGUGAACACCCUUCUAGAACACUUUUUGUCCGGAAUAUUAAUAGCAAUGUUGAAGAUUUGGAGUUGAAGUCUCUUUUUGAGCGAUUUGGAGAUAUCCGGGCACUUUACACAGCCUGCAAACAUCGUGGGUUUGUUAUGAUUUCUUAUUACGAUAUAAGGGCAGCCCAAAAUGCACUAAGAGCACUUCAAAGUAAGCCACUGAGGCGUAGGAAGCUUGACAUACAUUAUUCAAUACCUAAGGACAAUCCUUCUGAUAAAGAUAUUAACCAAGGAACGCUGGUGUUAUUCAACCUUGAUUCUUCUGUUUCUAAUGAUGAGCUUUCUAAAACUUUUGGAUCUUACGGAGAAAUUAAAGAAAUCCGUGAGACUCCACACAAGCCUCAUAACAAGUUCAUAGAAUUUUAUGAUGUUAGAGCUGCGGAAGCUGCUCUUCAUGCGUUGAAUAGGAGUGAGAUUGGUGGGAAGCAGAUCAAGCUUGAACCAAGCCGUCCAGGGGGUGUAAGGAGGGGUUUGGUUCAAGUUUCUGAGCAGGAGCAAGAUGAAUAUAAAUUUGGUCAUAGCCCAAGUGAAUCUUUAUCAACAGGAUGCAAGGUGAUGCUUCGUCCCGGAAUGGUUGAAUCAAGCUCCAUGGUUAAUGGAUCUAUCCUGGGCUUACAUUCUGCAGUCCGAUCGCCUGUGAGCGCAUUUAUUGAAAAUGCUUUACUUCAUCAGAGUUCAAGUGUUCCAGAUACUUUGCCCUCUCCGGCGACUGUUGCGUCUGCAGGGAGAAAAUUUAGCCUUUGUGAGCCUGAUCACUCUCUGGAUGACAUGAAGUUUGGUAACCAGUGCAUUCCCAGUUUACAUCCUCAUUCCUUGCCUGAGUAUCAUGACAUAGCCCAUGGUAUUCCGUGCAACUCUUCUGGUGCUAUUGCAAACAUGACUGGCAAUGUGGGCCUUAGAAUGUCAGAAGGAACAGACAGAAGGCCCACUUGUGGGGUCAAUGCAAAUGGUCACCUAAUGGAACUGAAUGGAGGAGCUUUUGGAUCUCCUGGAAAUGGGAGCUGCCCUGUUCAUGCACAUCCUUAUUUGUGGAAUAACUCCAACUCAUACCAGAAGCAUCCUUCAAGUCCCAUGAUGUGGCAGAAUUCACCAUCAUUUAUCAAUGGUCCUAAUGCACAUCGCUUUCCACAAAUGCCUGGAUUCCACAGAACACCGCCUCAUAUGCUGAACAGUACAUCACCUGUGCAGCACCAUGUAGGAUCAGCUCCGGCUGUUAACCCUUCCCUUUGGGAAAGGCACGCCUAUUCAGGGGAGUCUCCUGACACUUCUAGUCUUCACUUGGGUUCUCUUGGCAUUGCACAUUUUCCCAGCAGUCCCCAGAUGCAUCCUAUGGAAAUUCCUUCACACAACAUAUUUUCUCUUGUUGGAGGAAAUUUCUUGGAUAUGACUACAAGUGCCCGGCAACGCUCUUCACAGGAGAUCUGCCACAUGUUUCCUGGAAGGAAUUCGAUGAGUUCAAUGCCUACCUCUUUUGAUUCUCCGAACGAACGUGUUAGACAUCUGUCUCACCGAAGAAAUGAAGCAAAUUCUAACAUUGCUGAUAAGAAACAAUAUGAGCUUGAUAUUGAACGUAUAUUGCGCGGGGAAGACAGAAGAACCACGUUGAUGAUAAAGAACAUUCCCAACAAGUAUACUUCAAAGAUGCUUCUUGCUGCAAUUGAUGAGCAGUGUCGAGGAAUUUAUGACUUUCUUUAUUUGCCAAUUGACUUCAAGAACAAAUGCAAUGUGGGAUAUGCAUUCAUCAACAUGGUUGAUCCUCAUCAGAUUGUUCCAUUCUUUAAGGCAUUCAAUGGUAAAAAAUGGGAGAAGUUUAACAGUGAAAAGGUGGCAUCACUUGCAUAUGCUCGUAUUCAGGGAAAAUCUGCUCUUAUUGCCCAUUUCCAGAAUUCAAGUUUGAUGAACGAAGACAAACGCUGUCGUCCCAUUCUCUUUCACACAGAGGGUCCAAAUGCUGGGGAUCCAGAACCCUUCCCCAUGGGUACCAACAUCCGAUCAAGACCAGGAAAGCCUCGAACGGCUGGCUAUGAGGAUAACCAUAAUCAAGGGAGUCCUUCUGCAAACGGAGAGGAAAGUUCCAAGGUCCUCGGACUUGGUGGCGGUUUCAAUUCUUCAAAGGAAUCUGAUUGAAAGACUUGGUCUACCCAGGUUACUAACCAAUUGAACCUAAUAUUGGAGGACAACAACUAAAUCCAUUCCAAUUCUCUACAUCAGGGGUGGUCUAUUGACUUCAUUUUUGACUAUAGAGGAGUUGCUUCUAUGAGGUUUUGGGUUACCUAGACCAAGAGAGUUAAUUCACAACAUUUUCUAUUUCUCUGAUGUUUCAUAUUAAGCCAACACAGAGACUGGCUUGACAACCUUAAAAUUUUGGAGUCUUUGUUUGUGAACAAUAUCUCAGUGUAUAGGCACUCACAGAACAUUGUGCUAAGAUUACCUUGUCUCUGUUUUUCCCCUUACCCAUGUGGGCCCUUUUUCUGGUUGGCCAAGGGUAGAGACCCUCAGCACAUUUGAGUGUUCUUCCAGUUGCAAAUUUUGAGAUGCUAAUAUGAAUUGGAUGCUAAUGCUCUCA